AUGAAGCCUGGAGAAAUCUAUUUUGGAACUGUUGAGUUUGAAAUUCCUGGAAGACAGCCAAAUGAGGUGAAGAAGCCCAAGGGGCCUGGGCUCUGCCCUGGGGCAGACGGAAAGCCACCUGAGGGGACGCGAUUAGCCCAGGUGGAGUGUGGAGGGCAGUUCCUGAGGACGAUGCUCCCAGAAGCAGAAUUAGGAUUAGUGUCCUCCAUCCCUGCGGAAAGCGGGCAGGAAGGAGGUCUGGCAGUGACUGGCAUGGCUCGGGGCUUUAUGUUUGUAGAAGACUAUGAGCCCACCAAAGCUGACAGUUACAGGAAGAAGGUGGUCCUCGACGGAGAAGAGGUUCAGAUAGACAUUCUGGACACAGCUGGCCAGGAGGACUACGCGGCCAUCCGAGACAAUUACUUCCGCAGCGGAGAAGGCUUUCUGCUUGUGUUCUCCAUCACCGAGCACGAGUCCUUCACUGCCACAGCCGAGUUCAGGGAACAGAUCCUCCGAGUCAAGGCCGAGGAGGAUAAAAUACCCCUGUUGGUCGUGGGCAACAAGUCUGACCUGGAGGAGCGGAGGCAAGUGCCCGUGGACGAGGCCCGGGGCAAAGCUGAGGAGUGGGGUGUGCAGUAUGUGGAGACAUCAGCCAAGACCCGUGCCAAUGUGGACAAGGUAUUCUUUGAUCUGAUGAGAGAAAUCCGAGCAAAGAAGAUGUCGGAGAACAAGGACAAGAACGGCAGGAAGAGCAGCAAGAGCAAGAAGAGUUUCAAAGAGCGAUGCUGCUUGCUGUGAGCUGGGCGCCCGCGGCGGAGCGCAGAGUGGACCGCGCUGCACGCCAGAGGCUGUCCCCAGUCUGGCUUCCUCCAGUUUGGCUUCGCUCUCCACAGCCGCAUUCACGGUCACUUCUUUAAAUGGGACAGAUAUCUGUGCAUCGGUGGCUGACAGAAGAAAGGCACCUUUGUGUGGUAGAUCUGUUAACGUCAGCAGGAGCUCCGAGGACCUGCCCCCCUCCCCCAACCAUGACAGCCACCAUCUCUAGGGACAUAGUGCUGGAGAUUCCAGACAGCUGAGUUGGGAUGACGAGGAAGCAUACUGUCACAGCAUCUUCUUCUCCUGCUGUUUAGGACACAACCAUCUUUUGUUUGAAAAUUAAAAUGCCUCAUUUUGGAUCGGCGUGUUGUACACGCCUGUAGUCCCAGCACUUUGGAGGGUAAGGCAGGGAGGGUAUCCUGAGGUCAAGGCCAGCCUGGGCUACCCAACAAGGCCCUGUCUCAAAAAGAAAAAAAAAUAAUGUCUUAUUUUCUUAGGUUUUAGAAAGGGGUCUCUGGUAAGACCCUUGUCAGUUCUUAUCAGUUUAGAAGUACACAGAAAAAUCUAAGCUCUGAUAAUACUGGGGGGAAAAAGGAUUCUUUUCUUUCUUUUUAAAAAUAAACUUCGGCAACUUGGAAGCAGAAUUAGAAAGAUGAACUUCACUUGGGCCAGACAGGCUGAGCCAAGCUCCCCGGCCUUCGAAGCGAAAGUAGGGUGCUGUUCUCUUCAUACUUAAAUGCCAGCCAGGUGCUGGCUGCAGGCUCGCUCUCCUCAGCGCCCUAUUUGGUGAGGGAACUUUCUUUGGGGGAAAUGCAGGCCUGUACUCUGUCGUGGGCUUGCUUUUUCUGACCAGGUCAUUUUCCUAUCUUCUGGUCGCCCACUGUACCACCAGCCGUAUCUCUGGGUCCCUCUCCACUCCACCAGCAGAGGCCGGGCAGUCCUAUUCUUUUUCUUCUGAAUUAUGUCCCAGAACAUAAAGCCAGUGCCAGCCCCAGCCCUUCCUGCUCCCUCUCCAGAGACCCGGUAGCUCCCAAUUUACAGGCAAAAGAGGGGAGGCCCAGAAGGACCAAUGGCCUGUAGCUCCCCGGCAGGCGGUUCUGGUGGUCCUGAGAUGAGUCAGGUCCCACAGGCUCGAGGCCACUCUCGCGUCAUGGGGAAGGGGACACUGGGGCAGGAGCCCACCCUGAGCGCACACACUCCUCCCAUUUUUCAGAAGUGAACAUGUCAUGUUUAGGUGCCGCAUGUGAAUCUGGGUGGGGAGAGCCGGAGCCCCUCGCAUGGACAGUUUGACAGAGGUUGUGGGAACUAAGGUCUAAUUCCUGGAAACUCAUCUGUCACUUCCAAAGAACCAUGGGCCUUUUUGAGUAAAUAAAAAAAAAUAAUAAAAUAAAAUAUACUUUUCA
Messenger RNA from Microtus ochrogaster (prairie vole), 2198 nucleotides. RefSeq names its product RAS like proto-oncogene B (gene Ralb). Gene Ontology annotation, cellular component: membrane. Gene Ontology annotation, biological process: signal transduction. The coding region runs from base 1 to 777 and encodes 258 amino acids. The record is from RefSeq and is a predicted model, not a curated record. Gene Ontology annotation, molecular function: GTP binding; GTPase activity. Lineage: Eukaryota; Metazoa; Chordata; Mammalia; Rodentia; Cricetidae. The transcript is spliced from 5 exons.